Molecule: messenger RNA, 1653 nt
Organism: Macrosteles quadrilineatus (aster leafhopper)
Lineage: Eukaryota; Metazoa; Arthropoda; Insecta; Hemiptera; Cicadellidae
Product: synaptosomal-associated protein 29-like
Exons: 5
Coding region: 288-1073 (261 amino acids)
Biological process (GO): synaptic vesicle fusion to presynaptic active zone membrane; exocytosis; synaptic vesicle priming
Cellular component (GO): SNARE complex; plasma membrane
Molecular function (GO): SNAP receptor activity; syntaxin binding
Source: RefSeq, a predicted model, not a curated record
UUUCUGUCAUCAUUUGUCAUUUGAUAACUGAUUUUUAUCGUUAUCGUCUGAGUUUGGUUGGACUUGAUUAAAAGAAGCUCAGUAAGACACUGAUUCAUAAAAAAUCACAAUUUUAUUCUUGGCUUCCUUUUAAAUAUUUCUGUUAUAAGUGUACAGUACAUUACAUUACAUACUGCAAGUGCUUCUGCUACUUUUAGGUUACUCUAAGGCUAACCAUACUAAACCAAAGAUCGUGUUCUUGUUUGAUUAUUUGUUAACAAAGAGAGUUCUAAGAUACGGUAAGAAGUAUGUCUAACUAUUUAAGUAACAACAAAUCAGCUUUGUUCUCAGUCGAAGACGAAGUUGAUGAUGAUGAGUUUUUGCGACAUCCACAAUCUGGAAGAUCUGGGUACAUGAUGGGUGAUGUCCAAAAUUCACAAACGAGUAACAUUGAUCAACUCCAUCAGCAACGCUUGGAAAAGCAAAAGGAAAUUCAAGCAAGAAUUGUUGAGACAUCACAGAGAUCAUUAUCAACGCUUUUAGCCACAGAAGAAAUUGGUGUAUCAACUGCAGAGGAAUUACUACGACAAAGGGAGCAAUUACAGAGAACUGAAAAACAUCUUGAUGACAUCAACAGUACACUUAGGUUCAGUCAAAAGCACAUUCAGGGUAUCAAGAGUGUUUUUGGAGGAUUGAAGAAUUAUCUUAGUGGGAAAAAUUCGAAUGCACCACAAGGAAGCAGAUCCAUACCUGAUUCACCUGUUUCAAAUUCUGAUUCAAAGCUGGUGGAAGCCGUAGAAAGUUCGAAGCCAUACGCUUCGUCUUCAUCCCAAAAUCAUCCUGCUCUGCGUGUGAGAGGCCUGACUGAUGAGUCUAGUGAACGCUUCAGUGCAGCUGAUCCGGAGAAGGCUCUGAACGAGAAUUUGAACCAUAUGGUUGAUUCCAUCUCUAGAUUAAAAGGUUUGGCCCAUGGUCUCGGUGAGGAGAUAGAGUCACAGAACGAACUGGUCGAGAACAUAAUAGACAAGACUGAGAAAGCUGAUAUAACUUUGAGACGACAAAACAAAGAUAUUGGAAGAAUACUCAAAAAAUAGUGUAAAAACUGAUCUUCAUUCCAUCGAUGUCUUCAGUAUCACGAAGUUGUAAUGGUACAAAGCCAAAGUGUUUCAAGUUAGUUAACAAAGAGUUAAAUAUUUUCUUAUGAACAGGUAAAUUAUGUUAUGUAAAGCAUUUGCUUUUGUAUUUUAAAUAUCCAAAAUUUCAAUUUUAUGUUCUCCUGUGAGAACUCAAGAGAAAAAUAAUUUCUUGUGUUGAAUUGUAAAUCAGUGUAAUGUGUAUGUGAUUAAUCGAUAGUGUUAUUAAAACAGGACAUAGUGUUUGUUGUAUUGCAAUUGAAAAUGUAUCUAAAUUAUGCAUGACUGCUUAAAAUUAUGUAAGUAAUCAAUAUAAUGUUAUUAAAUGGUUCUUAUUUGCAUGUAUCUUAUAUUACAUUCUCAUGAUUUAAAACUCUAUGGCUGUAUCCUCAUCUUAAAAAUAUUAUAGGCCUACUAAAAUGUUUACCCCUUAUUGAUGAGAUUAAGAUGAAAACACCGUUAGUUAGUAGGGAGUUUUUUUUUUAAACGCAACCUGAUUUGUUUAAGAUCUAAGUAUCCAAAUAAAUGGAUUAACAACAAA